GGCUGAGUAAAGUCUGUGGUACUGCCUUGUUGACCCAACAUCAAUAUUCUUACGUCAGCGCGAUAAAAUACCGCCGUAUGCGACGGGUAGGUUAGGUACCCAAAUGAAAUUGGACGAUGCCAUAUGAAAUAAUCAGCAGAAUCGGAUAUUAGUGUAGUGGUGAAGUGCUCUUGCGGUCAGUCUGUAACAAUGUGGCUCCAAAUAAUCACAAUCACAACAAUAAUUGUUAUAGUGUUUAUAAAAUGGCGUUUAACCUAUUGGAAAAGAAAAGGCGUACCGUAUUUAGAAGAUACCGAGUUCUUUUUCGGUAAUUUUCGGAAAAUAAUGCAAGCUAAAACAUCAUUCAGUGAAGGCUAUUUGGAUUUUUACAACCAAUUUAAACGUAAAGGCGUUAAACAUGGAGGUAUUUAUUCUAUGCUCGAACCAAUGUAUAUCCCGAUAGACCUAAAUUUAAUUAAGCAUAUUAUGCUUAAGGAUUUUCAGUAUUUUUUUGGCCAUGGAUUUUAUUAUGAUAAAUCUGAACUUUUAUCGAUGCAUUUGUUUAAUUUAGAAGGAGACGCUUGGAAAGAGUUGAGAUCCAAAUUAACUCCAGCAUUUUCUUCCGGAAAAAUUAAAACAAUGCAAGAUAUUUUUUUUACUAAAUGCACUAUCCUGGAGAAAGUUAUUGGAAAAUAUUCUGAUAAUAACAAACCAGCUCCUUUUAAAGAUAUUUUGAGCAGAUUCACUAUAGACAUUAUUGGAAAUGUAGCUUUUGGUAUUGAAUGUAACUCACUAGAGGAUUCUGACUGCCAGUUUAGAUUUUAUGGAAUGAAAGCACUUCAAGUAAAUUUCUUCAAUUUUUUUAUAACCGGAAUAGUACCAUGGUCAAUACUUAGAAAAAUUGAAUUUCAACAAGGAGCUUCAGAUGUAAGAGAUUUUUUUUGUAAAAUGGUCAAAGAGACAGUUAAAUGCAGAGAAGACAAUAACAUCGUCCGGAAAGACUUUCUACAAAUAAUGCUGGAUUUGAAAAAGGAGUCGUCGAACAAAAGCUUGACUAUCGAGGAAAUUACAGCGCAAUGUUUUAUAUUUUUUAUUGGUGGCUUUGAAACUUCGUCGACGGCAAUGACCUGCGCUCUAUUCGAGUUGGCUCAAAAUUUGGAGAUUCAAGAAAAAUUGAGGCAAGAAAUCGAUAGUGUUUUGGAGAAAUACAAUGGGGAAAUGAGUUUUGAUGCUAUUGUGGAAAUGUCUUAUUUGGACAAGAUUGUUUUAGAAACUUUACGAAAAUAUCCUCCACUUGGCAGUAUACCUCGUCGAUGCACCAAGGACUAUAAAAUACCCGACAGUAACGUAAUUAUAGAUAAAGGAACUAUGGUAUGGAUUCCGGUAUGGGGUAUCCACAAAGACCCCGAUUACUAUCCAAAUCCAGAAAUAUUCGACCCGGAAAACUUUUCUGAGGAACGUAAAAGUAAACGACCUGAAUUUACAUAUUUGCCUUUUGGAGAAGGACCGAAAAUGUGUAUAGGGUUGAGACUUGGAAUGCUACAGACAAAAAUUGGACUUAUAACUGUAAUUCGAAAAUAUAAAUUGACCUUAAAUGAAAAGACUGAACUUCCAAUGAAGAUUGCCAAAAGUGUUUUAUUGACUCUUGAAGGGGAUGUUUAUUUGAACGCUGUAAGAGUUUGACAUGGUAUCUACCUAUUGCCAAAUUCAAAGGAAAUUUAUAUAUUAUGUAGGUUUCUACAAACAUAGGUAUACUUAGAUUUUCAGUGACAAUGACUGUUUUACAGUGCGUAAUUCACUUUAGGUAGACCUAUACAGAAUAAUGGAGUAGUGGCAAUAUUCAAUCAUCUUUGAGUUGAAGCUUAAGUUUUAUAUUGACUUUAAAGUUAAAUACGCCAUAUUGGUAGCCAUUUCAAUAUAAAAUUAUGUACUUCAUAUACCUACUUACAUACCUUAUACUGUAUAUGUAGGUAUUGUUAAGUAGAUAUAAUUACACCUAUAUUAAGUAAGAAGUGAGUAUGUAUAGAUAUAGGUAUAAUUACUUUGAAAAAAUUCAAAUUGGAAAAAUGCUAGGAGGAAGGUAACAAAGGAUGUAUCUGCCAAUCAAGUGUUUAUCCUAUGUACCAAAAUAAUUAACAAAAUCGGUUGUUUAAUAUUGUUAACCCAAAUAGUAUAGUAGCGAAUGCUCACAGAAUGUUCUACCGACAUCAUCAAAUGAAUAAGACUUUGGAAUUAUCUACAAAUUUCAUGUAUCAGUUAUAUUCUGGGAAAUAUUGGAUAUGCCAUGAAUAUUUGUUAGUAACGAAGUAACCUUGUAUAGUCGUUAGUGUGAAGUUAUCCAUAAAAUCUCAGCCAUAAAACUAUCGAAUCGCGGCCUACUUUUUAUUAUACCGGCCGGAUUCUCAUAUAUUCUAAGGGCUGUUUGUGCCAUAUUAGAAAUAGCUAUGAAUGUAGGCUACUACUACUAGCGAUCGACCAAAAUUAAUUUUGUAUAAUGCUCCGCCGUCCGAGUGUCUCAAAAAAAUUAAAAACCCUAAAAAGUCGUGAUUUUUAUCAAUUUUUGAUUGUAGUCUCCACACGAUUAUUUGUGUCGCUUCCAAAAUAACUAUACAUUAUAGCUACUACUCCUAGCAAUCAAUAAAAAUUAAUUUUAUGUAAUGCCCCGCCGUCUAAGUGUAUCAAAAAAAUUAAAAUCCCUCAAAAAGUCGUGAUUUUUGUCAAUUUUCGAUUGUAGUCUCUACACGGUUGCUUGUGCCGCUUCGAAAAUAGCUACACAUGUUAGCUACCACUCCUAAAAAUCAAGAAAAAUUAGGUUUGUGUAAUGCCUUGCCGUCUGAGUGUCUCAUAAAAAUUAAAAACCCUAAAAAAGUCGUGAUUUUUCUCAAUUUUCGAUUGUAGUUAGUCUCUACACGGUUGUUUGUGCCGCUUCGAAAAUAGCUACACCUGUUAUCUACCACCCCUAGAAAUCAAGAAAAAUUAGUUUUGUGUAAUGCCCCGCCUUCUGAGUAUCUGAAAAAAAAUUAAAAAUCCUAAGAAAGUCCCGAUUUUUGUUGAUUUUCGAUUGUAGUCUUUACACUCAGACGGCGGGGCAUUACACAAAACUAAUUUUUGUUUAUUGCUAGGACUAGUAGCUAAAAUUCAUAGUUAUUUCCAAUAUAGCACAAACAGCCCCAAGAAUCUAUGAGAGUCCGGCCGGUAUAGUAAAAAGUAGGCCUAACCGCGAUUCGUUAGUUUCAUGGCUGAGAUUUUAUGGAUAACUUCACACUAACUGUAUAUAGUCUUCAAGGAAUUCAUUCCUGAAUAAUUAUUAUUGGAGUAUUUAUUCCGGUAAUGGAGUAUUUAUUGAGCUUAAAUAUAAUUACCCAUUUUUCUCAAGUAAAUUGGACUUAUGUUGAAAUGAAAAACUACAAAAUUAUAGUGGCCAUCCUUUAUUACUUAUACUUAAGACACAUACCUUAUUACAAAAAUAUCACAUCACAUUACAUAAGAUUUUAUUUAUAUGUUUAUUUACAACUACCACUUUAGUUACCUACCAUUUUACAUACAGUAUUAGUCUGUGUACAGUCUUCCGUUUCAAUCAGUUUUUAAAAUUAUUAUUAGAAUAAUGUUUAUUGCUUGUAUUGUCCCACCUUGAGUUUUUGUAUAAAUGACUGUACUCACAACUUAUCUUAUUUUUCUUGUCAAAUAGACAUUUUUGUAUUUGCAGCUCAAGAAAUUUUAAUUAUAAUUUAAAAGCAAAAACGCCACAAUCUGCAAGAGCAUAACAAUUAUUUGAAUUUCAGUCUGCA
This is a messenger RNA of Ceutorhynchus assimilis (cabbage seed weevil), 3767 nucleotides long. The record is from the annotation of a GenBank genome assembly. NCBI's taxonomy places the organism in Eukaryota, Metazoa, Arthropoda, Insecta, Coleoptera, Curculionidae.